UAUCUAAUUUGGAAAUGAUAAAAAAUAUCAAUAUUUACUACGUGACGAUAAUAAUUCAUAUGGCUUUAGACCCCCUCGUUAGAGCAGUCCCACAUAACCACGAUAUGUGGAAACAAGUGAAAAUAUACAAAGAAACAUAAUAAAUCAAGAAAAUAAAAAUUAAGAGAGACUUGCAGCUUAAUAAAAGUAUUAUAUUUUUCAUAAUAAAAUAUAUUAUAUUUUUGUGAUCUCAAGGUGCAGUGUUAUGAGAGUUGUAUGAAAAUAGUAAACAUCAAACUUAAGACGUUCCUACCCCGAAUGAAUUACCUGUGCUGGUGUAUCCCGUAGAGCAAUAUGGCCUCGGUGGAGGCCCUUUUGGCGCGGGAGGUGGGUCAGCUGGGCCGCUACCAGGUGCGAGUGUUGCUGCUCUGUGGCGCAGCCUCCAUACUCUCCGCCUUCAGCACUAACGAGUUCGUCUUCACCACCGGCAGAAUCGACACCAGAUGCCUCAUUCCGGAAUGUGAGAACCCUGAUGAAGCUGUGUUUGCUCCGUCGUGGAUCCUGAACGCAGUGCCCAGUGAGGGCGACGGAUUCACGAGCUGCGAGCGCUUCAACAGCAGCGCGGCAGCUGCGGCCGGCACCUGCCCUGCUGCUCUCUUCGACAGCACCACCAUCGUCGAAUGCGAACAAUACGUCUACGAGAACACCAACACAGCCGUUUACACCUUGGAGCUAGGCUGCGACGAAUGGCGCCGGUCGCUGUUGGGCUCGGCGCGCACGGCGGGCGCGCUGGUGGCGCUGCCGGUGGCGGGCGCGCUGGCUGACCGCUGGGGCCGCCGCACCGCGCUCGCCCUCGUCGCCUUCAACACCGCUUGGAUCGGCCUACUGCGAUACUUCGCCGCCACAUACAUCGGGUUCAUCAUCUCCGUCUUCUUCGAGUCAGCGCUCGGAGCAGGAGGAAUACUAGCUUGUGGCUACAUUUUAAUCUUGGAAGUCGUUCCAGCUAAGUACCGGGUUAUAGCUGGCACUAUGUCCAACAGCUGCUUCGCUAUGGGUCAAAUAAUUCUCGGACUGCUUGCGUGGGCCGUGCCGAAUUGGAGACACCUUACUCUAGUUUUAUACACGCCACAACUCCUUGCAAUUACUUACUUUUGGAUUAUGCCCGAGUCGAUCAGAUGGUACCUGAGUAAAGGUAAAUACGAAGAGGCAGAAGCUGCGCUUAAAAAUAUUGCCCAGAUUAAUGGAAGAAAAGUAUCUGCAAAGACACUGCAAGAAUUAAGAGAAGCGGCGGAAGAGACGGAGCGGAUAACUGCGAUAAAAUUGAAAGAAAAUGAUAGUGAACCAUGGUUACUCAUGAAGGUAUUCCGCCACAAGGCAAUAUUGUUGAGGUGCUUGGUGGCGCCGGUGUGGUGGAUCACGAUGACGCUGGUCUACUACGGUCUAUCGAUCAACGCGGUGAACAUCUCUGGGAACCAGUAUCACAACUAUAUGGUGGUGGCGGCGGUGGAAAUCCCCGGGUUUUGGAGCGCCAUGCUACUCGUGGAGCGGGUGGGCAGGAAGCCGGUGCUCAUGAUGGCUUACUGGGUCUGUGCCGCCGGACAGAUAGCGUACAUAUUUAUGCCAGCCGAUCAGUACGAAGCGUCCCUGGCGGUGUACCUGGUGAGCAAGUACGGCAUCUCAAUGGUGGUGACGGCUAUGUACCUGUACACAUCGGAGCUGUUCCCCACGCAGCACCGGCAGACCCUGUUCGCGUUCUGUUCCAUGAUGGGCCGCGUCGGCGCCAUUGUUGCGCCGCUGACGCCUGCUCUGGGUAUGUCAGUGUGGGAGCAGCUGCCGUCGGCGCUGUUCGCGGGUAUGGCGCUGGUGGCGGGGCUGCUAACACUGCUGACGCCAGAGACGCGCGGCUGCCGGCUGCCAGACACCAUGGAAGAAGCUGCACGCAUCGGCAAGACUCGACCAAACAGACCCAAUGUUGCUAAGAUUGUAAGUCGGUUAUAAGAAGACAAGGUUGCAGCCUGUCAACAAUUUGCUCAUGCAGCGAACCUAGAGGUGUAUUGAAAUGAAUGAAUAUUCAUGUUGUUCGAUGGACGCUCUUUCAAGAUUUAUGUACUUGCCAGGUACACCUCGAUCACAUACAUUAUUUUUUAUAAUAAUUUAGCAAAAAUAUUAUAGUGACGAUGUUGCAAAUUGUAAACCUAAAAGAACCGAACUCGUUUCAAAUUCAUUUACCACGUCUGUACAGUACUUGACCUGUACCAAUGACGCUGUUGUGUAAUGAAUUAUUUAAUUAUUUUAAACAAAAUAUGUGUGUAGAUACUUAAUUAUACUUAGCAACUAAGUUUCAUAUUGAAUUAGGUAUUUAGAAAGUACGUAAAUAUCGUAAAGUGUUUCAUAUUG
Messenger RNA from Pectinophora gossypiella (pink bollworm), 2376 nucleotides. RefSeq names its product organic cation transporter protein-like. The record is from RefSeq and is a predicted model, not a curated record. Gene Ontology annotation, biological process: transmembrane transport. The transcript has 6 exons. Gene Ontology annotation, cellular component: membrane. Gene Ontology annotation, molecular function: transmembrane transporter activity. Bases 334 to 1977 code for a protein of 547 amino acids. Lineage: Eukaryota; Metazoa; Arthropoda; Insecta; Lepidoptera; Gelechiidae.